Messenger RNA from Hydra vulgaris (swiftwater hydra), 1861 nucleotides. Its product is annotated as gastrula zinc finger protein XlCGF57.1. Gene Ontology annotation, molecular function: chromatin insulator sequence binding; DNA-binding transcription factor activity, RNA polymerase II-specific; RNA polymerase II transcription regulatory region sequence-specific DNA binding. Gene Ontology annotation, cellular component: nucleus; chromosome. The record is from RefSeq and is a predicted model, not a curated record. Gene Ontology annotation, biological process: urogenital system development; regulation of transcription by RNA polymerase II; embryo development. NCBI's taxonomy places the organism in Eukaryota, Metazoa, Cnidaria, Hydrozoa, Anthoathecata, Hydridae.
UUUUAAAACACAUCUUUUUUUGGCUCACUCAAGCACACUCACACAAACACAUACAAACACAAACGCGUGCAAACAAAAAAGUUAAUGAAUACGUACUACCAAAGUUGCAGAUUUAAUAAAAUGACAAUACCAAAUAUUGGAGAACAGAUUCAAAAGAUUCACACAAAGACAACCGCUGAACAGGGCGUGCUUUGUUUAAACAAGGACAAAUGUCAAACGAAUGCUUUCCAAGCAGAAUGUAAAAAAGAUGACGCUGAUAAAAGCAGUAAAUACAAAAUAUCAGUCAUAAAAUCACUUUCAGCACUUGAAGAUUUUAUUCACGAUGAGAAAAAUGAACAAAAAAAAUUACCUUACGGUGGUCGUCCAUUACGAUUUCAAUGCACAAAAUGUUUAAGGCGUUUUCAUGCUCCUAGUCACCUUAAAAGACAUAUGUUAUGUCAUACAACAGAAAGGCCAUAUCAAUGCUAUAUCUGUAACAAAGGCUUUUUGCAAGCAUGGCAUUUGGGACGUCAUAUGACAACUCAUACCGGCAAUAAGCCAUUUUCGUGUCAAGAAUGUUCAAAAUCAUUUGGGAGUCGAUUUGAAAUGAAGACGCAUUACAAUUAUGUGCAUCAAGGAAUCAAAGACCAUAAGUGUGGUGUUUGCCAUAAAAUGUUUACCCUUAGAAGCAACCUAAAAGUUCAUAUGCGCAAACAUACUGGUGAAAAACCUUACGAAUGUAGUAUUUGUAUGAAACGAUUUGGGCAACGCGGUCACCUGCAGUAUCAUUUUAAGAAACACGCCUCAGCAACCUGUCUGUUUGAAGUUAGCAAAGGAAAUAAAGUUACUAGUCAAAGUUCUGACGUUGCAAAAUUGGUAUCACCACAAAAAAACAUGAUUGCAGAAAGAAUUUUAUCCAACAUACAAAAAGAUCAAAUCUAUAAAAGUAAAAUGGGAAAUGAAAAUACGCAAGAAAAAAGCUUUAAAGAAGAAAAUAAACAACCUGUGAGAAAUUGCAAACAAAAAAAAUACGUUAAUUCAUCUAACAAAAUAAAUGCUGUACCAUUGUCUGGGAGAAUUUUCGAUCACGUAAAUCCAUCUAGCGUUAAAGCUUUCGUUUGUGUGACUUGCAACUGUGGGUUUGGUGAAAUUAAUUCUUUAAAAGCACACGUUCGGCAUUCACAUCCAAAAAAAAAAAUAUUCCAAGGUAUGUUUGAAUGCGCACACUGCAACAAAAUCUUUUCGGAAAUACUUAAAUUACAAGACCAUUUUGAAACGGUUCAUUCUGUUUUAACCGCACCAAACAUAAGUGAAAGUGAAAGGUUUAGUCAAAUAAAUGCAGGAAUAAUAAAUAAAUAUCCAAAAGAGAUUGAGAUUGCGAAAGAAAAAUUUUCUCAACCAACGUCAACUAUUUUUUUCCCUUGUGAUUUGAAAUUUUUAAACAAAACGUCAUCUGUUUUAAACCCAAUAGAUCAAUCUUCAAAUCAUUUGAUUGGAAUCGAAAAAAAACGUGAACAUUUUAGUAACAGUAAAAUCUACUUUCAUCCACCUUUGAAUACCAACUUUAAACCUGCUUUGUAUUUUAACUCUUAUGACAGUAACAUGUAUAAUAGCAACGGCAGUAACAUAUACCUAAAUCACACGAACAUAAAGUUUUAAAGUAGCUCAAAUGACAAAUAUUAAACACUCUUCAAUUUUUAUAAACUAAUAAAAUAGCAAUACUCAAGACAUCAGUAUGUAGCCAUUACUGAUGUAUUAGACAUACAUCAGUAUAUAGCCAUUACUGAUGUAUUAGACAUACAUCAGUAUGUAGCCAUUAAGUUUUUUUUAAUAGGUUUUCUCCAUAGAACGAAAUUAUUUAAGAAAAUAUUCAUAUGAAGUA